AUGCUAGCCCUGUGGAUUAUAACAGUUGUUGUUGGCUACUUUACUAUCAAAUGGUUUCUGAACAGAUUAGAGGUGGGGAACUUUGGUGACAAAUACGUCUUCAUAACCGGAUGUGAUACGGGGUUUGGAAAUCGCCUAGCCAAGAAAUUAGAUGGUUUAGGUUUAAACGUUAUUGCCUCUUGCCUAACUAAAGAUGGUGCCUCAGAAUUGAAGAAGGUGACGUCAGAACGACUGACGACUGUUUCAUUGGAUGUUACGUCAACACAAGACGUUAAACGAGUAAUGGAGGAAAUUGAUGAAAUGAUUCCGGUCAAUAAAGUACUGCCUGUUAAUUUAUUGGGACUAAUUGAUGUCUGUAUCAAGUGUGUGCCCCUACUCAGGAAAGGAAGGACAAAGGGACGGGUCAUUAAUGUUUCUAGUGUUGCUGGACGCUUUGCAGUAGGUGCGAGUCCUUAUGUAGCGUCCAAGUACGCCGUUGAAGGUUUUUCAGAUGGUCUCAGGCGUGAGUUAAAGUGUCAAGGAAUAUCUGUCCAUAUAAUAGAACCGGGUCAACAUACAACUUCUCUCGCAAAUAAGGAGAAAAUAAUCAAAGACCUUGAGCAGGCUUUUCAUAGAACCAGACCUGAUACACGAGACUACUAUGGUGAAGAAUACAUUAAGAAAUGUGAGUUCAAAUGUUAA
Messenger RNA from Patella vulgata (common limpet), 681 nucleotides. RefSeq names its product retinol dehydrogenase 16-like. NCBI's taxonomy places the organism in Eukaryota, Metazoa, Mollusca, Gastropoda, Patellidae. The record is from RefSeq and is a predicted model, not a curated record. The transcript has 3 exons. Gene Ontology annotation, molecular function: oxidoreductase activity. The coding region runs from base 1 to 681 and encodes 226 amino acids.